Molecule: messenger RNA, 2262 nt
Organism: Malurus melanocephalus (red-backed fairy wren)
Lineage: Eukaryota; Metazoa; Chordata; Aves; Passeriformes; Maluridae
Gene: TRNT1
Product: tRNA nucleotidyl transferase 1
Exons: 7
Coding region: 61-1371 (436 amino acids)
Biological process (GO): RNA processing
Molecular function (GO): nucleotidyltransferase activity; RNA binding
Source: RefSeq, a predicted model, not a curated record
GAGUGAGAGACUGAGAGAGGGGCGGCGGGGCCGGGGCUGGGCGCGGCCGUGCCCCCGCUGAUGYGGAUGUGGAUGUGGAUGUGGGCUGAGCUGUUGGUUGUGCCCCGCAGGGCCGGGCUGUGGCUGCUGCGGCGGCGGCACGGCGGCACRGGCACCAUGAGGCUGCAGGCGCCGCAGUUCCAGGCGCUCUUCACGCCGGGGCUGCGCAGCGUGGCCGAACUGUUUGAGAAGAAGAACUAUGAGCUGAGAAUAGCAGGAGGGGCCGUGAGGGAUUUAUUGAGUGGAGUGACACCACAGGACAUCGACUUUGCCACCACAGCCACACCAGCAGAGAUGAAGGAGAUGUUCACAGCAGCUGGGGUUCGUCUGAUCAAUAACAAAGGAGAAAAACACGGAACCAUCACUGCCAGGCUCCAUGAACAGAAUUUUGAAAUUACCACUCUCCGAAUAGAUGUUGUCACYGAUGGACGGCACGCAGAGGUGGAGUUCACCACUGACUGGCACAAGGAUGCUGAGAGGAGGGAUCUGACUGUCAACUCCAUGUUUUUAGGUUUGGAUGGGACACUGUAUGAUUUCUUUAAUGGUUAUGAAGACUUGAAAAGCAAGAAAAUCAGAUUUGUAGGGAAGGCARCUGAGAGAAUACAAGAGGAUUAUUUACGAAUCCUGAGAUAUUUCAGAUUUUAUGGAAGAAUUGCAGAAAAACCUGGAGAUCAUGAAUCUAAUACACUACAAGCAAUUAAAGAAAAUGCCAAAGGCUUGGCUGGAAUAUCAGGAGAAAGGAUUUGGGUGGAACUGAAGAAAAUUCUUCUGGGAAACCAUGUAAACCACUUGGUUCAACUUAUGUAUGAGCUGGAUAUUGCCCAGUACAUAGGGCUACCACUCGAUGGGAAUUUAGAGGAAUUUGCCAGAGUCACAAAAAACAUCCAAAAUUUGUCUCCAAAACCCAUGACUGUCCUGACAUCUUUGUUCAAGAGCAAGGAUGAUGUCACAAACCUGGACCUGAGACUGAAAAUCUCCAAGGAGGAAAAAAACCUUGGUCUUUUCUUGGUGAAGCACAGGCAGGAGUUAACCAAAGGCUCGGCGCCAGAACCACUUAGACCAUACCAGGACUUCCUGAUGGAUUCUAGGGAAGCAAACACCAAUUCCAAGAUCUUCGAGCUCCUGAAGUAUCAAGGAGAAGAACAACUUUUGAAAGAAAUGCAGGAAUGGACUGUUCCCUCUUUCCCCGUCAGUGGCCAYGAUCUGCGGAAGAUGGGGGUGUCCUCUGGGAAGGAAAUUGGGACAGCACUGCAGCAGCUGAGGGAUGAAUGGAAGAAGAGUGGAUACCACAUGGAUAAAGAGGAACUGCUGAGCUGCCUGAAGAGGCCAUAAAGUGAAUAAUAACAGAACUGUUUGUGCCCUGAUCUGAGUGCAACUGAGCUCCCAGGAAACUGAGCCACUCACAGCCAACUGAGCAUUUGUCACAUYUAACAUUUUCAUUCCUAAUUCAUAAUUUAUGCAAAGAGAGGUUUAAUACUGUAAUAAUGUAAAAUAUGGUUUGCCAAACUCCACAUUCUCAACCUGCCUUUGCACUAUUUAGGGAUAAAUAUUUGGUACUUCAUCAUAACUUCAGAGCACGAGAGGUGACAUAGAGAUUUUUCUUGUUCUGACUUUCUAUAACCAAAAAAAAAACCCAAAUCCCCCAACAAUGGUUGUUUUCAUCCUCUAGAUAAAAUCAUGGAGGUUUUUCCAUGUGCCUAAGAGAAUGUCUGGAAAUAAUGGGCUCUACCUUAACCUUUUUUGUACUUAAAGCUGGAAAUACUCCAGCAGUUCCCAAACAGUCUGGAAAACCAGGCUGUGUCCUAAGACUUUUUUAUUUUCCAGAAUUCCAGAAUCAGUUUAAGUUAAAAGGAUGACUUGGCUGAGUGAGUAUCAUGAACUUUCAGUAGUUUUUCAGUARCUUAUCACUGAGUAAAUCCAUAGAAAGCUGGUGAAGGUUCUAYGGUUUAUUUUCUACUUCAGGUGUGAGACAAACGAUUAAUGUUAAUUAACAUUAAUAGAGAGGAGAUCCAGUUCCUUGUCUUGGGRAUUUGGGGAUUUGGAGCAGUGCUGUUCCUGGCUGGUCUUUAUGAAUGUAUUCCCAUCCCUAUUUUUUUGUUUUGUGUGUGCUGUUAAAAAACCUCCUCUGGGAGCAGAUAAACCUCCUCUUGUCUGUAUAAAUCUUCCUGCAGGUUGAAGUUUUCCUACAGAACCAUGGUAACAAAUAAACUCCUUUGGAUUUCA